AUGGAUCUUGGGCAAGCCAACUCCAAGCAGAACCACAGUACUGUACAAGAGUUCAUCUUGCUGGGAUACCAAGAAUACCCUGCCCUCCUCUUCACUGUCUUCCUGGCCACGUACACAGCCAUCCUCCUGGGGAAUGGUCUGAUUGUGGUGGUGACAACAUUGGACCCUGCCUUACACACUCCCAUGUACUUCUUCCUGCGUAGCCUGUCAGGACUAGAGAUGUGUUAUACCUCAGUCACCCUCCCUAAGAUGAUGGCUAAUCUGGUGUCCGGGGAUCAUUCCAUUUCCCUGCCAGCCUGUGCUUCCCAGUUGUUUUUUCUGAUUUUCCUGGGUGGAACUGAGUGCUUUCUGUUGGCAGCCAUGGCCUAUGACCGCUAUCUUGCUAUUUGUCUGCCUCUCCACUAUAUGACAAUCAUGAACCAUAGAGUGCGUAUGGGGAUGGUGGUAGGUUCAUUUGUCAUCAGCCUCCCCAUGCAGUUGGUACAAAUUGGAAUUAUCUUCUCCUUGCCCUUUUGUGGAUCCAAUGAGAUUGACCAUUUCUUCUGUGACAUCCCACCACUACUCAGCCUGGCAUGUGCUGACCUGCAUUCCAAUGAGUUGGCUGUGUACAUUGAGAGUACCACCUUUGUUAUAAUUCCUUUUCUCCUCAUUUUGGCCUCUUAUGUACAAAUCGCCAAGGCCAUACUGCGAAUGCCAUCAGCCACAGGGCGCCAGAGGACCUUUUCCACAUGCUCAUCCCACCUGACUGUAGUCAUUCUCUUUUAUGGCUCUGCAGCGAUUGUGUACCUGCGCCCCAAGACCCCAGAAUCAGUGAAGGUUAACAAGUUGCUCUCCCUGCUAUAUACAGUUAUCAUUCCCCUUUGCAACCCUCUUAUUUACACCCUGAGAAACCGGGAAGUAAAGACAGCUUUUAAAAGACUAUUAGGAAGGAAAAGAACUUUAGAAGUGGGUACAAGGAUAAUGAGCUGA
Messenger RNA from Gekko japonicus, 969 nucleotides. Its product is annotated as olfactory receptor 10AG1-like. Lineage: Eukaryota; Metazoa; Chordata; Lepidosauria; Squamata; Gekkonidae. The record is from RefSeq and is a predicted model, not a curated record. Bases 1 to 969 code for a protein of 322 amino acids. The transcript has a single exon. Gene Ontology annotation, cellular component: membrane. Gene Ontology annotation, molecular function: olfactory receptor activity; G protein-coupled receptor activity. Gene Ontology annotation, biological process: G protein-coupled receptor signaling pathway.